Messenger RNA from Salvia miltiorrhiza (redroot sage), 1587 nucleotides. Its product is annotated as UPF0481 protein At3g47200-like. Bases 160 to 1473 code for a protein of 437 amino acids. The transcript has a single exon. Lineage: Eukaryota; Viridiplantae; Streptophyta; Magnoliopsida; Lamiales; Lamiaceae. The record is from RefSeq and is a predicted model, not a curated record.
ACACCUCUUUCUACUUCUACAUUAUGACAGUUUUUCCGGUUAUGCGAAUUUGCAUUAAUUUCUUUUCUUGAUCUCAUUAUUCUACUCUGUUUUGAUAAGAGUCAUUCAAGCUUCUUAGUCAGUUUCAAGAAUCUUUAUCAGGCCUCUCUCUCUCUCAAAAUGGAGAUAGAGGGAGAAAGUCCAAAACAUGUAACACUUGACAUCAUGCAUGAGGAUGCUCUCCUAACCUCAAUCAAAGAAAAAAUGGAACACAUUUCUCUUUCAAAAUGUGUAUGCAGAGUUCCAGAAGAGCUCUACAAAACCAAUGAAGAGAAAUACUUUCCAACCUCACUCUCAAUAGGCCCCCUCCACCACAGCAACCACAGUCUCAAGCCCAUGGAGGAUCAAAAAUGGCGUUACCUCAACGCGCUCAUCACUCGAAAACCCAAUGCAGAGGCCACACUGGACACCUGCAUCAAUUCCCUUAGGCAGGUGGAGCAAAAGGCAAGAAAAUUCUAUGGCCAACCAAUCCCAAUGGAGAGCGACCGCCUCGUUGAGCUGCUCCUGCUAGACGGCUGCUUCAUAAUCGAGCUCUUUCUAGAGUACGCCUUCAAGAAUCUGAGGCGAAGAGACGACCUCUGCUUCAGCUCAAGCGACAGCCUCUCCCACUUGAGGUGUGACCUAAUCUUGUAUGAAAAUCAGAUCCCAUUUUUCAUUCUUGAUCAGAUUUUCCACUUAGUGCCUGUCCCAAAACACUGCCAUCUCUCCCUCAUUGAUCUUGCAUUGUUCUUUUUCAAGAAACUGAUCCCAGACUGUGGAAACCAUCAUCAGAAGACGAGAGAAAUCUUCACACCUCAAACACAUCACUUGCUAGACCUAAUUAGGCAGCAUUAUCUCCCAACACAUUCAACACAAGUAGUCACACUGCCUAAUGUAGGCCACACCUACAUACCUCAGGUUUCACGCCUCGUCUCUCUAGGCAUAAGCGUGGAGAGGGCUACAACAGAGAGCACAACUAACAUACAGUUCUUCAAUGGGAAACUGAAUAUCCCUUCUCUAGAAAUCCAUAGCUACACAGAAGUCUUGCUAAGAAACCUCAUUGCAAUGGAGCACUGCAGCCAUGGAUGCAGCAAGCAUGUUACAUCCUACGUUGUACUAAUGGAAGGCCUGAUCCGGUCUGAAAGGGACGUGAGGGUGCUGCAGGAGAGAGAGAUUCUGAUUGAUGGUCAUGGGAGAGAGAAGGAGAUUGUGUUCCUACUGCAGAGGCUGCAUGUGGAUGUAAAGAGAGAUGAUUUUUACUAUAGAGGUUUGUGUGAAGAAAUUAGUAAGCAUCAAACAAGGAGAAGAGAUGUUUGUUGGGUGGGAAUGGGUAAUGUUUAUCAUAGAACUCAGUUUGGGAUUGCUGGUUUUAGUUUGGCAGUUGUGUUGUUGGUUUUCCUUUUCACCGGAGCUUUUUUCUCCACGGUUUAUUUUCUGUUGCACCAUUUUCAGUAGGCCUCGCUUUCGUCGUUUUUAACACGAUUGUGUAAUAGGGGAUCAAGAGCGAGUGUUGUGGUGUGGUUUGAAUGUUCCAAGUAUGGGCAUAUAUAUUGAUGUCUUUUAUUCUAA